Messenger RNA from Meleagris gallopavo (turkey), 1149 nucleotides. Lineage: Eukaryota; Metazoa; Chordata; Aves; Galliformes; Phasianidae. The record is from RefSeq and is a predicted model, not a curated record.
AUGAACACGUUUAGUGGGAUUACUGGCAUCUGUUCAGAAAUGUGUAUUUCAUUUUCAGUUUUAGCUUUCCCAGCCCAUGAUGCUGCUUUCAGAGGGGACUUGUUAGUACUCAGAAGACUAGUGAGAUCUGGAGUAAUCAAUAUUAAUGAGCGGGAUGAUAAGGGAUCCACUCUCAUGCACAAAGCUGCAGGACAAGGGCAUAUCCAUUGCUUACAGUGGUUGAUUGAAAUGGGAGCUGACUGUGACAUUACAGAUGAUGCUGGAGAGACUCCAAAGGAUGUAGCCAAGAGAUUUGCCCAGUUAGCAGCUGUGGAACUUUUGACCCAAAGAACUGGAGACAGUAACUCUAGUGAUGAAGAACUGGAUGCAAGCAACGUAAAAUUUUUUGAAAGACAUGGUGUGGAAGGGAGUACAGACAGCAAAGAAGACUUAAUCCUGGAUGAAGCAGAGAAGAGGAACGCGCGCAUAAGAGCCUAUCACAGGAUUCAAGAACUUCAGCAACUUCUGGAAAUUGCCUACAGCAACUACAGACAGCUGGGAGGAAUAACUGAGGAGGAGAGGAAGAUGAAAAAACAUGAAAAGGAGGUUGAGAAGGCCGUGAGGGAGCUGGAGGCGCAGUUGGAAUCCGAGCGAGUCAGGAGGGAAAAGCUGGAGAGCCAGCUGGAUGGCUGCCGCGCCGAGAUCGGCCGCCUCAGGGAGAGCCGGGGGAGAACCCGCAGCCCUGCUGCUCUGCCUCUGGAGCCUGAACCCAUCUCCAUUUCCUGCAAAGAGAAAAAGAAAGUGAAGAAGAAUCCACCCUGCAGGCAUGGAGGAGUGUUUGUGAGGCUGCGCUGAGGAAGGAGCCUCAGACACAGGGCUGGCAGGCGGAGGGUGCAGAACGGCUGUGGUUCAUCAAACUGCUUUCCCAGUUCUUUGGGACAGAAAAUAUUUCUAAAUCACUGCAGCAAGGAAAACAAAAAGAACAAAAAGAAAAAAAAAAAAAAGAAGGCUUAUCUUCGUGUCUGAGGUAGUUUAACAAGAGCUUUGCAAAUUGGAACAUUCCAAAAUUCAACUGCAGCAAUGUCAUAGGCCCUAGCCUACGAAAAAGCUAGCCUCACCUACUGGUCUGUUUGGUAUUACUGCCUUGAAACGGGGAAAGAAAAAAAAAAA